This is a messenger RNA of Pogonomyrmex barbatus (red harvester ant), 1710 nucleotides long. Its product is annotated as phosphotriesterase-related protein. Lineage: Eukaryota; Metazoa; Arthropoda; Insecta; Hymenoptera; Formicidae. The record is from RefSeq and is a predicted model, not a curated record. Gene Ontology annotation, molecular function: hydrolase activity, acting on ester bonds; zinc ion binding. Gene Ontology annotation, biological process: catabolic process.
AGAAUAGCGCCGAGUGUAGACAGAUAAUGAGCCAACAUCAGAUCAAGUUAGGUUGUUGGAAGCAAAGUAUGUCGGAUCGAGUAGCAAGUAGAUCUGAAUUACAGCACGAACAGAUGGGCUUAACGUUUCUGCCUUGCAUUGUAACGAGUAACAUCGAGCUUGUAAAAUUUUAAAACGUGCGUUUGUACGUGCGUUUAUUAUAAUUCAACGUAAAGUGCAAAAAUACAAAUUAAAUUACUUAGUUCUGUUACGGAAAGAAACAGCGAAGAUGACUGACAAAGAUAGCGUAAAUACUGACGUUGAUACUAAGAAUUCACCGCCGCAGUCCGACCUGCAUCCAUCGAGAGAUUAGGACUAUCAUCUCUCUGGAAUAUCGGUCGUGGGAAUUCGAGAGAAUGUACAUGUAUAUAUGUAUAGUGUGAUAUAUGUAUAUAUGUGUAUCAUUGUAUUGUGACGUUUAUUCUAAGCACGUUAUUUGCGAUAAAUAUUAUCACAUGCCUCUGUAGUCUCGAAAGGAUAAGAUGCCUGCCCGAUAAGCUGGAGCUCCGGAUUCGUUCGAUUCCUGGGGGCUGAGUAUUAGGAAGUAAACGAUUGUCGGAGCUCGGGAGAACGUUAACGCACGAGCAUUUGGCUAUGGAUUUUCAUACAUUUUACGUACCACCACCGAAACAUCUCAAAUUUCAUUUCCCUGAGGGUUGUCCAUCCCUUCAGAAUAUCGGAUAUAUACGGCAAUAUCCAUAUAGUAGUCUAUAUAACUUGAAGCUCAACGAUGGCGACGCAGCGAAAGCUGUCUACAAAGAUAUGGAAUUAUUUAAGGAAGCUGGUGGCGGGACCAUCGUGGAGAACAGCAGCCAUGGUUUGAAACGCGACAUUUCCUUGAUGAGGAACGUUAGCCGAUCUAUGGGAAUUAACGUGAUCGCGGGAACUGGAUUCUAUGUCGCCAGCACGCAAGAAGCAUCGGUUCUCGCUAUGACUAAAGAAGAAAUGUAUAAUCUGAUGUGUCAAGAGUUGGAAGAAGGCUGCGUGGAAUGUUCCCAUGUAAAGGCAGGAUUUAUCGGGGAAGUUGGCAGUAAUUGGCCGAUCGAAGAUUUCGAGAAACGUGCCAUUUGUGCAACUGGCGAACUCCAAGCUCAAUUACGUUGUUCCGUGAGCUUCCAUCCCGGAAGGGAUGCAUCCGCACCUAUGGAAAUAAUGAGGAUCUAUCAAGAAGCCGGUGGAGAUGCCAAGAGGGCCAUCAUGUCUCAUGUUGAUCGUACUUUAAUGAAAAAGGAGCAACUUAUGGAAUUCGCCGAUGCUACCAAAUGCUACAUUCAGUUUGAUUUGUUUGGUACCGAGUGUUCCUUAUAUCAGCUGAAUCCGUCGAUCGAUAUGCUGUCAGAUGCACAGCGUAUCAAACGUAUCGCGCUGUUGAAGAAAGAAAAGAAACUGGAUCGAGUUCUCAUGAGUCACGAUAUUCAUACCAAGCAUCGUCUGGUGUAUUUCGGUGGACACGGAUAUUCCCAUAUCGAAAAUAACGUUAUGCCAAAAAUGAUAAAUAAAGGUUUCACAAGGGAAGAGCUCGAAUUGAUAGCGGUCGAAAAUCCUAAGAGAUGGCUUACUCGACAAUAAUAUAUUUGGAGCAGGUUUUACUAAUUGUAACUUUCUAUAGAAUUAUCUAAAAUAUCCUACUAUCAACUUGACUUUUUGUAUUUCUAAUAGAGACAUGCUAUC